UGGCUUCCUGAUUAGCCACCCAAGAAACCCGAAUGCUAAAUACCGGCAAGCAAAGUGCACUUACUGUAAUAAAGUCUUUGUUUCGGGAAAACCUCAACGACUCUUCAAGCACAUCAAGGAGGUAUGCCGCGAAAUUCCAUCGGCCAAUAGGCACAGGUAUCUCCUCAAUCUCGGCACCCUUUCAUCCGAGGGGGAAUCUGACUCCGAGACUGAUCACCCAAGAAUUGAUGAGUUGUCAUCCGAUGAAUUCGACCAGAGCAGUUCUGCCCUCGGCCCUCCUCCCAAGCGCCCGCGCCCCUCCGACGAGGCCGGAUCAAGCAGCCAGGCCCAUGCCGACACACAACCUGCCUCCACUAGUUUUGAUUCGGAACGGAUUGAAAGACUCCACUCACUGCUUCUUAGCGCCAUGAUCAGCUCUGCCGUUCCCUUCAGUCUCUUAGAGAAUCCGUACUUCCAACAAUACCAGCAUGAGAUUGCUGGUCCCGGCUUUGAAAUACCUCGGCACGGUAAAAUGGCCACACACACUCUAUCUAAAGUCCAUGCCAAUCUCGAGGCCAAAACAAUUAAUCGCAUUCUGGAUCUCGACAAUAUUACGCUUUCCUUGGACGGGUGGACCGAUGUCGCUGGGAAUUCGGUCUAUGCGCUGAUAGUUCUUAAAGGCCCUCAAAGUCGAUUUUUUAUUGAUGUUCUAUACUUUCACCGGCAACAACAUGACGCACGAAAUAUCAUAUCCUCCGUCAAGCAGAGUCUCUCAGAAAGGUGUGUUGAUAUCGAAAAGGCAUGCGCAAUUGUAACCACUUCAUCUCCACUUAUGAUAGAAUUUCAGAAUCUUUUGAGAACUGAGCAUUCUCAGAUUCUCAAGAUCCAGUGUAUCCAGCAUGCUUUCAAUCUAAUGGCCAACGACCUCCUGUCGAAUACGAUGGCGCAUACGAUCGUUGAGGGCAACAAGACGCUAGUGGAAUAUUUUGUAUCAAAUGACUACUGGAGCAGCUAUAUUGAGGCAUGGCAGAAGGACCACGGCAUCCAACCGGGCCUCCAGACCGCAAGUGGCAAUCGCUGGUUUUCAAUCUCAAAAGUCUGCGAGGUUGUUCAUCUGAACAGGGGCGGCUUUGAGGACUGUCGAGAUGUGUCAAAUGACCCAUCAUUCAACUUGCCUCGAUUACCUGAAUACAUCUUGAAGCUGAUUGAACCCAAUCACUUCGAGGCCAAUACAUCUCUUAUUGCACUACUCAAGCCAAUAGUCGAUGGGCUCCGUCUUUUGGAAAGUCCCGAUAUGAACCUAUCAGAUAUUUGGACGGUCAUCCUCACUAUUUACCAGUCGGUUUUGGAUGCUUCGAUCAAUCCGAAAAAUCUACAGCUCAAAGUGCAUUGCAUCCGGAUGAUACAUCGCCAGAGUGCUAUCUUCCUUGAUAGCAUCUAUAUCAUCGGGUUCUUCCUUCAUCCAGUCUAUCGUCGUGUGCUCAAGCUCUCACUCGAGGAGAUCACUCGGAUGGUUCUUCAAGUGGCGAAAUAUUGGAGAUUUACACGGAGCGAUGCCAUUUCGAUCCGCGAGCAACUGGCUCGAUAUCACAGCAAUCUCCAUCCGUUUACCUUUCGACCUGAGAGCUCACCGUUUGACAUCAAGGCUCUACCACAUUGGAUAUCUGUACCGGAUUCACCACAGACCAGCACCUUAAGACGAUUUGCAAUCACAGUUUUCACAAUCGUUCCCCAUGCCUCUGGUGUUGAUGGCCUGCGCUCGAUAAUUUCGAAACCUGGAGUCCAGGAUAAGCUCUCGCUGGUGGCUUUAGGAAAGUUAUGUCAAAUCAGAUACCACUUGCUACAAGAUAUGAAGAUCCAUCCACCAAUUGUCCCAACUCUGGGCCCAGAUCGCGAACACAUUAAGCUUGAUACAGCUGCUGCCACUCCCGUAAACCACAUUGAUCGUAUGUUUGACAUGAAAAAGUGGCACCAGAUUACUACACACACCGGCAGUAGUCCGGAAGUGGCCGAAGUUAAUGAAGAUUGGGAGUUGGAUGAUAUACUCCCAUCGUUCUCGUCCAAGUCAUAAUAUUAUAAAAUCACUGUACUAUUUCUUGCCAUUUUUUGUAUAAAAGUAUUCAUUAGUCUUACUCUUGGGCAUGCUUCAAAAGCAUGUAGGACAAAUGACAAAAACCAGCCUAGCUAACCUGAACUCUUGACCCUCACUAAUCUGUGCAAUUAUUUAGCUGUG
This is a messenger RNA of Puccinia graminis f. sp. tritici CRL 75-36-700-3, 2212 nucleotides long. RefSeq lists its product as uncharacterized. Lineage: Eukaryota; Fungi; Basidiomycota; Pucciniomycetes; Pucciniales; Pucciniaceae. The transcript has 3 exons. Bases 407 to 2050 code for a protein of 547 amino acids. Gene Ontology annotation, cellular component: nucleus. Gene Ontology annotation, biological process: regulation of transcription by RNA polymerase II. The record is from RefSeq and is a predicted model, not a curated record.